GCGGGCAGCGCGGAGCGGGCGGCGGGAAGGCAGCGGUGUCCGGCGACCCGCCGCCCGGCUCAGUCCCCGAAAGACCCUGGCUCCGGACGCCCGCUGAGGCCAGGGGGAACCGGGGACUGCGCAGGCGAGCAUCCGCCGCCCGACUCCACCGUGAGCUGUCCGAGGUGAGCCCCGGAGGAGGGCGCGCCCACCGGAGGAGGUCCAGCCCCGUGCACUCCACACCAAGCUCACUUGUGUCUGGAGCCGCGGACGUAGCAGGAGGCGUCGGCCCGGAGCCAGCGCGGACAACGAGGCGAUCUGUCCCGGAGGGCGCGGGGGAGCCGGGCAGAGCGGCCGCGCGCCGAGCAAUGAGCGGGGCGCAAUAGCAGAAGGCGCGGGCUGCAUGGAGCGCGCUGGGACGCGGGGACAGCGCGGUGGCCGGCGCCUGCAUGGACUCCCGCUCGCAUUCCGGCUGGCGCUGCUGCUGGCUGGGUCGCCGUCGGGCCGCGCUGGGGCUCCAGAGACGCAGGAGCCCGCAGCGUCCGGCACCGUGGCCCCGGAGGGAGGCGACCGCUGCCGGGGCUACUACGACGUGAUGGGCCAGUGGGACCCGCCCUUCAACUGCAGCUCGGGUGUCUACAGCUUCUGCUGCGGCACGUGCGGCUACCGCUUCUGCUGCCACGACGGCCCGCGCCGCCUGGACCAGAGCCGCUGUUCUAACUACGACACGCCAGCCUGGGUGCAGACUGGCCGGCCGCCCGCCCGUGCCCGUGACACUGCCGCCCCGCGCGAUCCCGCCCGCGAGCGCAGCCACACUGCGGUCUACGCGGUGUGCGGUGUCGCCGCGCUACUCGUGCUGGUUGGCAUCGGGGCACGCCUGGGCCUGGAGAGAGCGCACAGCCCGCGCGCUCGGCGCACGGUGACCAGGACACUGACAGAACUUCUCAAACAGCCAAGCCCCCAGGAACCACUGCCUCCACCUCUGGGCCCACCCCUGGGUAACUGUGUCCAGGUCCAAAUGGGUGAUGGUAUUCUUCGGGGUUCCCCCCACAACAGCACAGACAAGAAACGCCUCAAUAACGCGCCUCUGGGAUCUGCCACCCCGGGACCCCCGCGCGGCCCCCGGCUGCAGGGUGGUGGCAGCCUGACGUUGCAGCCCGAUUACACCAAGUUCGCUACUCUCAAAGCAGCAGCCCUGAAGGCCACAGAGGCUGCACCCCAGGACUUCUAUCAACGUUUUCCCUCUACCGAGCCGGCCCCACGAACCCUUCCAGCGCGGGGCCCGCGUAACCCGGAGGACUUGCCUGCGCUGCUCGAAGCCUGUCCCUGGGCCCCUCCGGGUUACGUACCUCCCACCGGCCCUGUCGCAUCGGUCCCCUAUGCAGCCUGGACCGCGGGCCGCCCCUCUCGGCCGGUCCCCCGUGGCCACCUGGUGGCUCACGUCUCUCCUGCACCCCGGCGGCCCAGCCACGUGCCACGGCGUCAGUUCAGCGUGGAGAAGUUGCCCGAGGCCUUCAGCACACAGCCUACCACCUUUUACAGCAGCGCUGGCAGAGGGCCCCGGCACCUAAGCACCAACAGCAAAGCUGAAGUCACUGUCUGAAAUGGAACCACUGGAGCCUUCUGUGGGGUCUGGGGCCCCAGGUCGUGGAGUGGCAGUGCUGGCUUCGAUCCACACGGGACUGGGGACAUUUGGAGCCUGUGGCUAAGGGGCCAAAAGGGUAGGGCCAUGUGUUCUGUCCUUGGGAAUGCAGGGCUAUCCUUACCUGUGUAAAUAAACCCUCUAAUGUGGUUCCUGUCUCAAUGGGAUCGUCAGUCAUUGACUGUACAUGACAGCAGUGCAAGCCCGAGAAAAGUGGCCAGAGAGGAUGGCUGGAUUAAUGCCAAACAUUGCUCAGAGCAGAGCAAGCCAUAGAAGAGCGGUUAGGCCUCAGUGUCUUAAG
Molecule: messenger RNA, 1922 nt
Organism: Microtus ochrogaster (prairie vole)
Lineage: Eukaryota; Metazoa; Chordata; Mammalia; Rodentia; Cricetidae
Gene: Shisa8
Product: shisa family member 8
Biological process (GO): regulation of AMPA receptor activity; regulation of short-term neuronal synaptic plasticity
Cellular component (GO): dendritic spine membrane; postsynaptic density; AMPA glutamate receptor complex
Source: RefSeq, a predicted model, not a curated record